CUCAGACUCUCAGUAGUGGUUAUCUAGGAAACUAGGACUGGCAGCAACGUCGCACCGACUACGGGCGACGAGCUCGUUGGUCGUUUGGCCACCACCUUCACCACCCGCAGUCUGAGACACUCUGACUUUGCAGAGAGCGACGAGAGCGUCAGUUGGUCUUUGGCCAGGUUCUCGCUAGGACUGGGUGUAUGUGUGUGUUUGUGCGCCCGGCAGAAGGGAUGGUGCCUCCCUUGGGCAAACUUAGCAUUACCGUCGUGCCUUCCCUCUCCACUAACUUGGCACAAGUCCCCAUCAUUUUGGGCCGCUACUCCCCUCUUUAAUUCGUCUAAAUCAGCGUUGUUUUUUCGUUAUUAUUUCUGGUGGUGAAACGAUAGUCGUGUAACAUAGUGCCUUUUCAAAACAAGAAAGAUGCAAGACCCCCUGACGUUAUUUCUAAACUUGCAUUUUAAAGUUUUGGUAAUCUAACUACAUGAUUGAACAAAUCAUUAAAUAUUUUUGUCCCAAUGGGAAGUGAAUGUAAGUUCCAGUUGGACUGACGCCAACUUAAAUUUGCAUAAUAAAACGUUUUAGAAAAGUGUGAUCAUUUAAAGGUAACCCUCGACUGGUGUGGCAUCUUGGCAAUGGCUUCUAUCCCUGCCUGCUGUCUGCUACCAAAAUCGCCGCAUGAAAGAUGGAAUUUUCCUAACUGCCUUGGAGUCAUAGAUUCAAAACAUGUGGAGAUCAAGAAAACAGCGAAUUCUGACUAUGUUUACAAGGCACCUGAAAACCGUCGUCGGUGGUCUAGUGCUGGCGACGUUACUCACUCUGCUGCUCUUCACCACCACCCCCGCUCCCACCACAUUCCUGCUUUCUGCUGCUAACAGUAUUAGGUAUGACAUUCUAUCGCCACAUGCAGUCGAAGGAAAUCAGUGUUUGCCUCAUCAGCAUAUUUUCUUCCUCAAGACACACAAGUGUGCAUCUUCCACCGUCCAGAAUAUCUUCUUACGAUAUGGCUACAACAAUAACCUAACCUUUGCUCUUCCUGGUGGAGGGAACUAUUUAGGAAAUCCUGGAAUGUUCAAGGCUAGUAUGAUCCCCAGAAAACUGUUGCCAGUGGAUGGGAAGGUGGACAUAUUUGCGGUCCACACACGUCUCAAUGUACCUCAGCACACGCUGGUAUUACACAACGAUACCCGAUGGAUAACUAUAGUUAGAGAUCCAGCAACUUUAUAUGAAAGUCUCUUCAACUUUUUCCAUAUGAAGAAUGCAUAUGGGUUAGAGCUUUCCGAAUACAUCGCAGAACCCAUGUCAAAGCUGAUGGCACUACCAAGAUAUGGAGGAAAAUUUGGGAAAAACCAGAUGCUCUUUGACUUUGGAUAUGAAGAUAACAUAUCAGUAACCCAGUUACUUGGAGCAAUUGAUGAACUCGAUAAUCUUUUUGAUUUGGUAAUGAUUACAGAACUGAUGGAUGAAUCACUGAUUCUUCUAAGACAUUUGUUGUGUUGGAGUUUGAAUGAUGUUGUGGUGUUUACAAAAAAUGCAAGGAGACAAGAGGUCAAACCAACUCUUGAUCCCAAAUCAGUACAAACAUUACGAGAACUAAACAGUGCUGAUGUUUUAUUAUAUGACCAUUUUUUAGCUCGACAUCAUCGGGCAGUUUUGGAAUUUGGCAUUAAAAGAAUGGCGGACGAAGUAGCAGCUUUACGUAGUCUUCGAGAAGAGUAUUAUGAAGAUUGUGGGGCUCGUGAAGUGAAAGGAAGAGAUUCUUCACUCCAGUUUAAGGAGUAUUCAGGUCUCGUUAGUGCAUAUGUAACAGCUAACAAUUCAGAUGAAAAUUGUGUGAUGUUGUCCUUGCCAGAACUGCCACUCAUAGAUACAAUAAGAAAUCAUCAGUUAGUUAUGCUACAUGAGAAAGCAUCCUAGCAUAUUGUGAAAAUUGAAAAUAGCUGUUCAUUCCAUUAUUGUAACUGUGAACACAAACUACUAUCCAGCACUUGAUAAUUGUGCUCAUUCAUGGUGUAAAUCUAUAAAGAGCUCUUUCAUGAUUCUUCAUGCACAUGGCUUCCAUUAAUACAUAUCACAUUAUCUAUUUUUGUAAUACUUGACAAAUUACCUAGUAAUAAUAAUGGAUAUGCAGUAGCUUUUUUACAAAAAAUAAAAAACCAAAGUGCCUCUUGUUGCUAUACACUGGAUUGUUAAAGACUUGUUUUACUCAUUUUAAGUGGUUAUAUUUUUCACAAAAAUGUAAAAGCAAACCAUGAUACAUUAUUACUUUAAAUGUUUUUUUUUAAUACACACGGUAUAUCUAUCAGUUCAUAAGCGACCCAAUUAUCAACAAAUUUGUAACGGUAUAUCUGCUGGCAGUUCAUCAAUAACCUGAAUAUCAACUAUUUGUAUUGUAUGGUUUUGUAGUUUGAUGAAUAAUGCAUACAUACAAAUGAAAUGAUUCAUAAAUGUACUUAAUUUUAUAAACUUAAUUUUAUAACUGUACAAAUAUCUGAAUCUGUGUAUUAUUACACAGAUUCCUUCGCGAAAAAAAUACCUUAACAAUUAGACCACACAACUAAAAUCAACAUCUAUUCUGUUGUUCUUGUGCUUUUAAUUGUUUUAAAUAAUUUUUUCUAAUUGUGAAUUAAACAUUUUUAUGUAUGUUAACUAAUUCAUAAAUGACAAUAAAAAUUACUUACUCUCUUCUACAGGCUAAGAAUUGUUAGAAAUUUUGUAAAAGUACAAAUGUGAAUGAAGAUAAACAUUUAUUUUGUGGUUUUGUUAUUGUGUAUUUUUAAAGAUAUACUGACAAAAAUCUUAAGGCAAAACUGUAAUAUGGGGGGAAAGUACUCUGAUUUUACCGUGAUGUCAAUUAUUUUAUACAACUUAAAAAAUGUCCAACACAGAUGGAAAAACCCAACAAGAUAAUUUCCUAAACAAGGAAGUGUUAAGCGUUAACACUGCUUGUAUUUAGGUUACAUAAAGUUGAAAGUAGUAUGUCAUAAAUAGUGUAGGGUAUAGGGUAUGAGAUACAUUGUUAUUUUAGUUGUUGGAUUUUUGAGACUUGUACACCAGUAUUCAGUUGUUGCAAUACAUUUUUAAUAAUCCUUA
This is a messenger RNA of Macrobrachium nipponense, 3078 nucleotides long. Its product is annotated as galactose-3-O-sulfotransferase 4-like. The coding region runs from base 712 to 1902 and encodes 396 amino acids. Gene Ontology annotation, cellular component: membrane. Gene Ontology annotation, biological process: glycolipid biosynthetic process. The transcript is spliced from 7 exons. Gene Ontology annotation, molecular function: galactosylceramide sulfotransferase activity. NCBI's taxonomy places the organism in Eukaryota, Metazoa, Arthropoda, Malacostraca, Decapoda, Palaemonidae. The record is from RefSeq and is a predicted model, not a curated record.